This is a messenger RNA of Xyrauchen texanus (razorback sucker), 3315 nucleotides long. RefSeq names its product cyclic AMP-responsive element-binding protein 1-like. Gene Ontology annotation, molecular function: cAMP response element binding; DNA-binding transcription factor activity, RNA polymerase II-specific; protein binding. The record is from RefSeq and is a predicted model, not a curated record. The transcript is spliced from 8 exons. Gene Ontology annotation, biological process: regulation of transcription by RNA polymerase II. The coding region runs from base 150 to 1109 and encodes 319 amino acids. NCBI's taxonomy places the organism in Eukaryota, Metazoa, Chordata, Actinopteri, Cypriniformes, Catostomidae. Gene Ontology annotation, cellular component: nucleus; ATF4-CREB1 transcription factor complex.
GGGCUGUGUUCAUCCCUCUCGUUCUAUGUGCUGUCUUCGGUGACGCGACGGAGGUGUAGCCUGACGCGGUCUCUUACGUGUCGGUCUAAAUAAAAGUGGAGCUCCGGAGGCCUGGGAGUGACGAGGCGAGUCUGUGUCGGGUUAUCUAAAUGAAGAUGGAGGCAGGAGCAGAUAUCCAGCAGGGCGGUGAUACUGCAGUCUCAGAGACAGACACUCAGCAGAUUGCUACUUUAGCACAGGUUUCCAUGGCAGCAGGACAGGCUUCAGCCACUGGGCCCACAGUAACCUUAGUGCAGCUGCCUAAUGGGCAAACUGUGCAAGUUCAUGGGGUCAUCCAAGCAGCCCAGCCCUCAGUCAUACAAUCUCCACAGGUGCAAACUGUACAAAUUUCUACCAUUGCUGAAAGUGAUGAUUCACAAGAGUCAGUGGACAGUGUGACCGAUUCCCAGAAAAGAAGAGAGAUCCUGUCCAGACGGCCUUCAUACAGAAAGAUCCUGAAUGACCUGUCAUCAGAUGCCCCAGCAGUGCCACGAAUAGAAGAGGAGAAAUCAGAAGAGGAUUCCACCCCAGCCAUCACAACAGUUACUGUGCCAACGCCUAUCUACCAAACAAGUAGUGGGCAGUACAUUGCUAUCACUCAGGGUGGGGCAAUCCAGAUAGCCAAUAAUGGAACAGAUGGUGUUCAAGGGCUGCAAACCCUGACCAUGACCAAUGCAGCAGGCGCUCAGCCCGGCACCACCAUCCUGCAGUAUGCACAAACCAGUGAUGGCCAGCAGAUACUUGUGCCCAGCAAUCAAGUAGUUGUGCAAGCGGCCUCAGGAGACGUGCAAGCGUAUCAAAUCCGCACCACUGCUACCAACGCAAUUGCACCAGGAGUGGUCAUGACCUCCUCUCCUGCUCUGCCUAGUCAGGGAGGAACAGAGGAAGUCACACGUAAAAGGGAGGUUCGGCUUAUGAAGAACAGGGAGGCAGCUCGGGAGUGCCGCAGGAAAAAGAAGGAAUACGUUAAGUGUCUGGAAAACAGAGUGGCUGUGUUGGAGAAUCAGAACAAAACACUCAUCGAGGAGCUUAAAGCACUUAAGGACCUUUACUGUCACAAAUCUGAAUAAUUACACUCGCACUCACAUAUGUGCUGAACAGAUUUCUUGUGGUGCCUCAAGAGAUAGAGACUCUGAACAUAACACAGGCACCUGCACAGCAUCUAUAUUUCUCUCUUUCAUUUCUUUUUUUAUAUAUAUAUUAUCGUCUGAAACAAAUCAGUUAUCAUCAGGAAUACAUUGUAAGUUUGUAAGUGUAAACUUUUUAUUUUCCACUUUCUCUUUAAGAGGAAGAGAGUUGGUUUCUCUAAUUUAAGAGAAGAUGAUUUGCAAGGUACAGUUUGGCUAUCAAGAAGUUGCCCUACUUAAGGAGCAUUCUGAACCAUAUAAGAGCACCUUUCAGCUGGAGCCGUGAGAGGGAAUUAAUGUUUGUGUGGGUUUUUAUGAUGGAAACAGCUCAGGUUGCUUCUUAGACCUGCUCCUGUCAUUCUGAGGCUUUGAAAGACUUUCCUGCACUGCACCAGUUUCGGUGUUGCCUGCAAGCAUGAUUAAAGAGUGAUGGAUUUUUCACUUUUGCAGCAUGGAUCUUUAAUGAUUAAGAUCAAAUCAACAGUGCCCACUCCUGCUAUUGUUAUUAAUACAUAUACUCAUUUAUUUUGUUCUAAUGAAAACAUUCAGAUAAAUAUAUAUAUGCACCAUUGUCUACUAUUUCUUUCCCUUUAUGUAAUUUUAAGCAGUGUUGCUUUUGUUACAAAAUUAAGUGCUAUAUGGAGAAACUCGGUCACCUUUGUCAACCAAGAAUAGAAGGUGGAUCCUUUAAAAAUAUUGAAUGAUGUUUGGAAAAGUUUUAAAGCAAUUAAAUAUAUCAAAUAUGUGAUUUUCAGUGAGCAUUGGUAGCCCAUAAUAAGAAAUUCAUUUUUAAACUUUUAAGUGUGCUUAUAUUGUAAUAUAUUUCUUCAUAUAUGCCAGACAUUACUGGUCUUUCUGGUGCCAUCUACAUUGAUCAGAGACAAGUUGUGUUGAUUGUCAUCUCUGAUCACUGUAAAAGGUUGUUUUUUGUUUGUUUUUUGUUUUUGCCUGAGCUCUUCUGUUCCACAUUGCUAUGAUGGAAAUGCUGUUGUUAUCCUUUUCUGUCCUUUGCCAUAACAUGUAGCUUUCCAUGACAUACAUGUUAUUUUUAAAUCUUUUUUUUUUUUUUUUUGUAAAAAAAUUUGUGAAUUUUUAUUAUAUAUUGUGUUUUUAAGACAAGUCGCUUAUGUGUAACCAAAAUCAGUUAAAAAGCAGUCUGGAAUAGUCUUUCAUCAGCAAUUAUAUAUUUGGCAGCGGUUCAUAAUAUAAUGUGUUGGGCUAGUUUUUAUUUACUAUAGAGUUUAUCUGUAAAAUAAUGUAUGAAAUAUCAGAUUUAAUCUUUGCUUCAAACCUGCACAGUUUGGUUCCAACUCCGUUCACAACUGCCUGCGGUUUUUUGCUUUUCUUUUUUUUUUUUUCACAAAUUCAUUGGAAAGUUCAUAGGAAUGAACUUUUUCAUACAAAGGUUGUAUGUAAAAUGGCCUGCUUUGUGCCUGACAGGCUCAAUAAGAUUAGGAACAACCAUGUUCUAAGACACAUAGUGAAAAACUUUCAGCAACAAUGGGCAUAGUAAGGUGGAUCUCCAGAUAGAGAAUUUAGCAACCUUGCUUCAAACAUUAUUAGCAGCUAUGGGCGGAGCUAAAUUUAGAAUAGCAGUUUACCCAGACUGAUUGGACAGAAUUCGGCAUCAGUAGGUCGAAAGUUCUGCUGCUGAAAUCAGCCUGUGCUUGUCGAUAGUCAAAUCUCUGCCCUUUCCUGUGAUCGAAGCUGAAAGUGUUGUAUAAAGCAAGUUGUUUUUAGUUAUAAAUUAUGUAAUAGUCAACAAGAAUGCAUAUUUCUCUAACUUUAGGGUUUGAGUUAGGACUCAAACCCUAAACCUAUUUUUUUACUUGUCAGUGGAAUAAAAAUAUAAUUUCAGCGCAACCUUCAAAUUGUGCUCGCGAUUGUUUAUGUGGAUGCGAUUACUUUCUGGUUUCUACGGGACCAGAUCCUGCAUCUCAGAGGUUGCUCAUGCAACAUGCUAGCAUAGCUAGAGGGAAAUACAUUCACACUUGAAUUGAUGCAAAAAUGUCUGAUAUGGGAUGGCGCUUGUCAGUCAUUCGGCUAAAUGGCAUUGAUUUUAUGCAGGUUACUUGUUUGAUAAAGGUGGUCACUACUUCAGCCAUUUAUUCUAGUGUUGUCUACGAGUUGAGUAAAAUAAAAAAACUAA